Molecule: messenger RNA, 1161 nt
Organism: Culex pipiens pallens (northern house mosquito)
Lineage: Eukaryota; Metazoa; Arthropoda; Insecta; Diptera; Culicidae
Product: phospholipid scramblase 2-like
Exons: 3
Coding region: 141-1001 (286 amino acids)
Biological process (GO): plasma membrane phospholipid scrambling
Cellular component (GO): plasma membrane
Molecular function (GO): phospholipid scramblase activity
Source: RefSeq, a predicted model, not a curated record
CAGUUUCAGUCAAUUGCAGGAAGUCUAACGUGGAAGUUGUGAAUUGCGGGUGUAGUCAUCGCAAUCUUUAAAAUUGCUUCAAAUAUCUGAACGCUAAUUGCAUAUUCCAGCUUAGAAAAACACGACCGGUCAUUUUCACCAUGGAUGCCGGGGUGUACGUGUCGCAGCAAACACUGCUGAAGGAUGACAUCAUCAACAGCCAGCCGGUGUCAAAUGGAAGCUCCCAGCGUGCGUUGCCGCAAAUGCUGCAAGGUCCGCUAAUCGGGCUAGAACUUUUGCUGGAUACCACGCGAAUCCGCCUUCGCCAGCGUAUCCAAAUGGUGAAGAUUUACUGCGGCUGUGACAUGCCCAUGAACUUUGAACUGAUCAACGAGCGGAACCAGAUCAUCUACCAGUCGGAGGAACAUAACGGGUGCUGCAUCCGGAACUGUGUACCCCAAGGGAUGCGCACGGAAUCGAUCUUGAGCAACAUGAUAAAUGCUCCGGUGCUGCGAUUCCAGCGUGAGUCCCGAUGCGUGCUAAACUGCUGUCUACCGUGCUGUUGCUGUGCGUUGCCCUUCAGCAAGGAACAAUUGUCCGUGGUAAGCAUCGCCGGCGGUGGAUCCGUCCUGGGAACAAUCCGGCACGACUGGUCCAUGUGGACAUCGAAGUUCAGCGUGUUGAAUGGUACCGGCGAGGUCAUGGCCAAAAUUGAAGGUCCUGGCAAGGGUAACUUCACCUGCGGUGGAGAUAUUGAGUUUCAAAUGUUGGCACCCAAUGGAUACAAGUUGGGUUCGAUCACCAAGCAUUACGGUGGACUGGUUGGAGAACUUUGUACCGAUUUUGAUGAGUUUACCAUAAACUUCCCACAGGACUUGGAUGUUACUUUGAAAGCUUGCUUGGUAGGAGCUGCUCAUCUGAUCAAUUUCCUCUUUUUCGAGGGCGCUUUCCGCCGACUUUUUCUUGCUGCUGGAGCUGGUGCUUAUAUGGGUUGCGUGGGAGCAACUACAGCACGUCACUAAAUUAUAGUUUGUGUGAACGCAAGCUAAAAAAUCACUUAAAUCACAUUGAACAAAAUUGUUUUUAUGACCGAAACCAACGAAAACACCCCUACAUUUAAUUCUGAGUGUAUGCACAGCUACUGAAAAAUAAAAAUAAAAUCAAAUAAAAUAAUGGCAAUGA